AUGCGCCUGUCGUGGCCUAGAGACAAUGACAAUAAGCGAGCUCUUGUGGCAGACUCUGCUCCAGCGGUUCAGAGUCCCAACCGUCGGAACAACCUCUUCGUCAACACAACUUGGCAGGACAUGCAAGUAUACCGUGAUAUAACGCUGCGGGUACAACCAUCUCAUCCCCUGAUUCGAACUAUUCCCAAGUUGUGGAUGCAGCCUCAGCCAUUUUUAGAGCAUACAGACCUGAUCCAACAUUUUCACAACACUGCCUAUCUAUCAUUGGUCACGUUUACCACCGGCAGUGUCCAGAUUCGAGACGCACUUGUACGCAUGGCUCUAGCCCGAGACACAGCCCCGGGCCUCGCUCUCUUCUUUGCAUUGCUCUCUUUUUCUUCGCUCCACCGCAGCGGACUCCACCAGCAGGCCAUUCAACUCAAGAUAUUGGCACUCCAGUAUCUAUCUGCUCCUGUCAAAGGGGGGCGGCUGAGCCUGGUCGAAGCGGCUCAACAUGUAGCUGCAUCGAUGCUUCUCAGCGCUUUUGAGAUUCUACUCCCGUUAGGAAGCUCCAGCGAGUGGCUGUGGUAUGUCUGGGGAGCUAUAGAUAUUGCCCAGGCAACUAGCCUUCAAGAUCGGGCGCACGGAAACGAUAUUCACCACGUUCUUGAUUGGGCCUACUACUACAAUGCGGUUUCUCGGUUUCCCAUAUAUCACUGGCGUCACAAACCGCUACCCCCAGACACCACAGCUGCAAAGUAUCCAAAUACCAAAGACGUCGCACAUCUAUCUUUGACGAGAUACCGACCAGCAUUGCCGUCUCCAAAUCCCACACACGCAAUAUUGAAUUUGCUCUCCGAGUUAUGUGACAAAUUGUACGAUCCAUGGGACCCCAGAAGCCGCGGUGAAGACUACCACAACAGCCUGAGAACACUUGAGAGCAGAGCCGAAAACGUUCUUUCCACGCUAAAUUUGGUCAACUCGGACGCCGAUAUUAUACUUGGCGUAAAAAUAUGGCAGCUGGCCACACGAAUCUACCUCUCACGAGCCUCUCAGAGCCAAUGGGAGUCUACCAUAAACCUGGAAUCUGAGAUUGAAGAGGCUUUUGAUGGGAUUGUCACGGUUUGUUUGUGUAAACAUGCCUUUCCCUUACUUAUUAUGGCCUGCGAGGCAUACACGGAUGAGCGGCGAGCAGCCAUCAUCGAUUUAAUUGACAGGACUGAGAGGGACAGUUUUGUAAGGAAUUUUGGGAAGUUGAGAGAUAUGAUCCAGUCCGUUUGGGUGCAGCAGGAUCUGCAUGCAGAUGGUGAUUUGUUGGUGAAUUACCUUGGCAUCAUAAGCACUGUCAUUAGCUCCAACACUACACUUCCUUUUUUUGUAUAG
Trichoderma atroviride IMI 206040 is the source of this 1362-nucleotide messenger RNA. RefSeq lists its product as uncharacterized. The record is from RefSeq and is a predicted model, not a curated record. Gene Ontology annotation, biological process: positive regulation of transcription by RNA polymerase II. Gene Ontology annotation, molecular function: zinc ion binding; transcription cis-regulatory region binding; DNA-binding transcription factor activity, RNA polymerase II-specific. Gene Ontology annotation, cellular component: nucleus. NCBI's taxonomy places the organism in Eukaryota, Fungi, Ascomycota, Sordariomycetes, Hypocreales, Hypocreaceae.